UCACUUUAGCCGCGGUGAGUGCAGCAUUUGGGCCGCAUUUACGUUAAUUUUAUUUAAAUACCAUUUAGUAACAUUUAAAAUCAUGUCGCAAAUUUGUAAACGAAGCCUGUUGACUGCAAACCGCAUCGCCAUUAAUGCACCAGCAGUUUUACGUUGCAAAUCCACAUGGUUUUCCGAGGUACAAAUGGGUCCACCCGACGCCAUAUUGGGCGUCACGGAGGCCUUCAAGAAGGAUACAAAUCCGAAAAAGAUUAACCUGGGUGCCGGCGCCUAUCGUGACGAUAAUACGAAGCCAUUUGUGCUUCCCAGUGUGCGUGAGGCCGAGAAGCGUAUAAUCAGUCGUACACUGGACAAGGAAUAUGCCACAAUCAUUGGCCUGCCCGAGUUCUACAACAAGGCCAUUGAGUUGGCUCUCGGCGAGCAGUCGAGCCGACUGAAGGCCAAGCACAAUGCCACUACGCAGGCGAUCAGCGGCACUGGAGCGUUGCGUGUGGGAGGCGCAUUUUUAAGCAAGUUCUGGAAGGGAAACCGCGAGAUUUAUUUGCCCACACCGUCGUGGGGCAAUCAUGUGCCCAUUUUCGAGCAUUCCGGUCUGCCAGUCAAGCGUUAUCGCUACUACAACCCAAAGAACUGCAAUCUGGACUUUGCCGGCAUGGUUGAGGACCUGAAGAAUAUUCCUGAAAAAUCGAUUGUGCUGCUUCACGCCUGUGCUCAUAAUCCAACGGGCGUCGAUCCCAACACCGAGCAGUGGCGUGAGCUGUCGCAGCUGUUCAAGCAGCGCAAACUUUAUCCAUUCUUCGACAUGGCCUAUCAGGGCUUUGCCACCGGCAAUGUCGAUGGCGAUGCCCAGGCCGUGCGCAUCUUCGAGGCUGAUGGCCAUGAUUUUUGCCUAGCGCAGAGCUUCGCCAAGAACAUGGGCCUGUACGGUGAGCGAGCUGGUGCCUAUACGGUGAUUUGUGCCGACGAGGAUGAGGCAGCUCGCUGUUUGUCACAGAUCAAGAUACUGAUUCGCGCUCUCUACUCCAAUCCCCCGAUUCAUGGUGCGCGCAUCGCCGCCGAGAUCCUCAACAACGGCGAUCUGCGUACCCAAUGGCUGAAGGAUGUGAAGACCAUGGCUGAUCGCAUCAUCAAUGUGCGCGCACAGCUGAAGAGCAAUCUGGAAAAGCUAGGCUCCUCGCGCAACUGGCAGCACAUUGUUGAUCAGAUUGGAAUGUUCUGCUUCAGUGGACUCACACCCGAGCAAGUGGACAGCCUGAUGAAGAACUACAGCGUGUACCUGACCAGAGAUGGCCGCAUUUCUAUGGCUGGUGUGACUAGCAAGAAUGUUGAGUACCUGGCCGACAGCAUCCACAAGGUGACCAAAUAGAUUCUAUCAAUGGCUGGAGCCUCACACUUAUCUGCGCCUGUACGCAU
Drosophila arizonae is the source of this 1413-nucleotide messenger RNA. It is a transcript of the gene Got2, whose product is annotated as glutamate oxaloacetate transaminase 2. Gene Ontology annotation, molecular function: pyridoxal phosphate binding; L-aspartate:2-oxoglutarate transaminase activity. The record is from RefSeq and is a predicted model, not a curated record. Gene Ontology annotation, cellular component: mitochondrion. Gene Ontology annotation, biological process: biosynthetic process; L-aspartate catabolic process. NCBI's taxonomy places the organism in Eukaryota, Metazoa, Arthropoda, Insecta, Diptera, Drosophilidae.